GGCUUUCCUGCGGGGCCUGCCGCGUUUCUUCCUGACGGGGCGCGACGGCCAGCUGCCGAAGCCGCGGUCCCUGCUACUGCGCCCGUACCGCUGAGAGGCAGCGGGGACGGUGCUUGGACUAAAGGCCUGCACCACUAUGCCUGGCCAUUAAGUCUCCUCAGAGCCCUGUCCCAGCGAGCAGCUGAAGUGCCAGGAGCCCAAGGUCCAAGAACAGCUGUGACGAUGUCUAAUGAACCACCCCCUCCUUACCCUGGGGGCCCCACAGCUCCCCUACUGGAGGAGAAAAGUGGAGCCCCAUCUACCCCAGGUCGCACCUCCCCAGCGGUGAUGCAGCCCCCACCAGGCAUGCCACUGCCUCCUGCUGACAUUGGCCCCCCACCCUAUGAACCACCUGGCCACACAAUGCCCCAGCCUGGCUUUGUGCCCCCUCAUAUGAGUGCAGAUGGCACCUACAUGCCUCCAGGUUUCUACCCUCCUCCAGGCCCUCACCCACCCAUGGGCUACUAUCCAGCAGGACCCUACCCGCCAGGGCCCUACCCUGGCCCUGGAGGCCACACAGCAACAGUCUUGGUGCCAUCGGGGGCUGCCACCACAGUAACCGUACUGCAGGGAGAGAUCUUUGAAGGUGCGCCUGUGCAGACAGUGUGCCCCCACUGCCAGCAGGCCAUCACCACCAAGAUCUCCUACGAGAUAGGCCUGAUGAACUUUGUGCUGGGUUUCUUCUGCUGCUUCAUGGGGUGUGAUCUGGGUUGCUGUUUGAUCCCCUGCCUCAUCAAUGACUUCAAGGAUGUGACGCACACAUGCCCCAGCUGCAAGGCCUACAUCUAUACGUACAAGCGCUUGUGCUGACGGACCCAGACUCGGACUCCUCCACCUGUCAGUUUGGCCCCCUGUGCUUUGCUCCCCGUGCUCAGUGGUUGCUUCCCCCACACACCCUCCUCCCUCUACUUGGGGCUGGAAGAUGUGCCACUGUUCCCUGGAAAGUUCAGUCCUGCCCUCACCUUGCCUUACCCCGAGUAUCUGACUCUUCCAGCAAAACUUCUGUUGGAUAUAAGGCCAAGGACCAGGGGAUGGCCCUGAGCUUCUGUUGUGGAUUUGCUUGUGUGCAAUCCAGAAAAUGGAAAGGGUCUUCUAUUGGGGUCCUCAUUCCUCCAUGUCUGUCCAAGGUCCAGGCUCAGCUCAGUUCCUGGCUUUCCCUGGGACCAAAAGCAGCCAAGAGCAGUAACAGUUCCUGGGGGUGGGGGGUGCUGAACCUGAACCAGUUGUUUAUGACCUGCUGGGUCAAGCAAGGUGUUGUGCCAGGAUCUAAGCAGGACAGGGUCUUAGAGCCUGGGUUUGUUGUGGGGUAUGUUGCCUCUGAGGUGCCAAAGGCAGGGCAAUACAGAAGUAAUGACUGCCAGUCUUGGCCCUCAGAACUCUCAGGUAUGGAAACCCAGACUUCUACUCCCUGUCCAGGUACCCAAGAGCUGCCUGGUAUAAGAUGGACAUGCCAGCUCUUACCUAGCUUCCUGUGAGUUUGUGUGCACACCUUUCUGGCCACACCUCUGUGAAUCCCUGUUAUUUUCUUGGGCCAGAAUGAACACCCAAUGAGCCUAACCUGUCCUGUCCUACCCCAUGUCCUCACUGUGUGAGUGCAACCUCUGGUGGCUUUCUGGAUCCCAGAUGGCAUACUGAUGGUUGUAGGUUCACUGGAUCUCUAGGGUGCUCUCUCUGUAUUGGUCUCUUUGAAGUAAAUGCUGGAUCCUUUGCCUCAACUGACUUGGCUGCCAUGCCCAAUUUCACAUCGGGGUGUUCCAUCAAGGACAGCUGGGGACCAGGAAGAAACCAGGCGGGGACAUGAGUCCUUAACAAGAGUGCAAACUCAAACCUAUUUGCUGACUGGUUUGUGAACAUGCCUGUGUGGACGCUGUAUCCUGCUACUGUCCUGGAAACGCACUCCCACUGCAUGGCCUCCUGUCACUGUGAACUGUGGCCUGCUCUUGGUUUGUAGUUUCAUUAAAUUGGCCCUUUCACUCCA
Jaculus jaculus (lesser Egyptian jerboa) is the source of this 2017-nucleotide messenger RNA. RefSeq names its product cell death inducing p53 target 1 (gene Cdip1). Lineage: Eukaryota; Metazoa; Chordata; Mammalia; Rodentia; Dipodidae. The transcript is spliced from 7 exons. Gene Ontology annotation, molecular function: zinc ion binding. The coding region runs from base 223 to 849 and encodes 208 amino acids. Gene Ontology annotation, biological process: intrinsic apoptotic signaling pathway in response to DNA damage by p53 class mediator; tumor necrosis factor-mediated signaling pathway. The record is from RefSeq and is a predicted model, not a curated record.